Neopsephotus bourkii (Bourke's parrot) is the source of this 1477-nucleotide messenger RNA. RefSeq names its product phosphate cytidylyltransferase 2, ethanolamine (gene PCYT2). Gene Ontology annotation, molecular function: ethanolamine-phosphate cytidylyltransferase activity. Gene Ontology annotation, cellular component: cytoplasm. Bases 65 to 1210 code for a protein of 381 amino acids. Gene Ontology annotation, biological process: phosphatidylethanolamine biosynthetic process. The transcript is spliced from 13 exons. NCBI's taxonomy places the organism in Eukaryota, Metazoa, Chordata, Aves, Psittaciformes, Psittacidae. The record is from RefSeq and is a predicted model, not a curated record.
GCGGGCGGUGGCGGCUCCGGUGGCUGUUCCGCGGGCGCGCGGCGCUGCCGGUGACAGCGCGGCCAUGCUGCGCAACGGGGCGGCGGGCGGCGGCCCCGCGGCGGGCGGCAGGGCUGCGGCGCGGCCUGUGCGCGUCUGGUGCGACGGAUGCUAUGACAUGGUGCACUACGGGCACUCGAACCAGCUGCGCCAGGCGCGGACCAUGGGCGAUUACCUGAUCGUCGGGGUGCACACGGACGAGGAGAUUGCCAAGCACAAGGGCCCCCCUGUCUUUACGCAGGAGGAGAGGUACAAAAUGGUGCAAGCCAUUAAGUGGGUGGAUGAGAUUGCUCCAGGAGCUCCCUAUGUCACCACACUGGAAACUCUGGACAAAUACAACUGUGACUUCUGUGUGCACGGUGAUGACAUCACCCUCACGAUAGAUGGCAAGGAUACCUAUGAGGAGGUGAAGGCUGCGGGGCGAUACAGGGAAUGCAAACGCACCCAAGGUGUGUCCACCACUGACCUCGUUGGCCGCAUGCUGCUCAUGACUAAAGCUCACCACAGCAACAUAGAUGAGGACCUAGACUAUCGGAAGCACACUGACAACUUUGGGAAGGGACCAAAGGGUCACAGUCCUUGGACAGGUGUCUCGCAGUUCCUGCAGACAUCUCAGAAGAUCAUCCAGUUUGCAUCAGGGAAGGAACCACAGCCCGGAGACACCAUCAUCUAUGUGGCUGGAGCCUUUGACCUGUUCCAUAUUGGGCACGUAGAUUUCCUGGAGAAGGUUCACCAGCUGGCAGAGAAACCCUACAUCAUCGCUGGGCUGCACUUUGAUCAGGAAGUAAAUCGCUACAAAGGGAAGAACUAUCCCAUCAUGAACAUCCAUGAGAGAACACUCAGCGUGUUGGCCUGCAGGUAUGUCUCAGAAGUGGUGAUUGGAGCCCCCUAUGCUGUCACUGCUGACCUGCUGGAUCACUUCAGGGUAACACUUGUGUGUCAUGGGAUGACGGAGGUGGUGCCGGACAAGGAUGGUUCUGACCCGUACGAGGAACCGAAGAGACGUGGCAUUUUCCAGCUUGUGGACAGUGGCAGCAACCUCACCACAGAUCUCAUUGUGCAGAGGAUCAUCAAGAACAGGCUGGAGUUUGAAGCUAGGAACCAGAAGAAGGAAGCAAAAGAGCUGGCUGUGCUGGAGGCCAUGAGGAGACUGGAAGAGGAGAAGCACUAGGCCAGCAGAGAGCUGGUGUGUGGGUCACAGAUCACCGCAACCUCACCUCUUGAGAGCAGACAAGCUCUUGGAGGGGACCCCUGGACAGGGACCUCGCUGCUGGUGCGCAGGGUGUGCUGUCUGCCCUCUCCUGGCCUAGCUCCUCCUCCAGUAACUGCAGCCAGUAAGGCCGGAACUUGCUGCUGCCGCCUGGUUUCUCCUCCAUCAGCCCCUUCCCAGGGGAGAUACGACAGAGAAAAAAAAAAGUUUUAAAGGUUUUAAUUCUAA